AUGCGCUCAUCGAUAUUCUAUUUAAUAGCUCUUUCAAUUUUCGCAAAAUUUACAAUUGCCUAUUUUUGGAGGGACGAAAUCGAAGUUACACCAAAACCCAACGGAAACACGCCGUCGAAUCUCGGAUGUUUUCUAUGCACCCAAUUGUUAUCGGUGACUAAGCAUCGUGUCGGGCUCAGUGAAAAUCAGCUGAGAAAUCAGUUAUAUGAAAAAUGUCGCGUUUUACCGUCAGUUUUCAAGGAACAAUGUUUCGCCUUCGUCGAGACGUCGCUUCCAGAAAUUUACUAUUCAAUCAAUUACGAUUUGUCUUCGAAAGAUGUGUGUGUACGGAUGAAUCUUUGUGAUGAGACCAAUCCAUUUGCGAUUGGCGGUCCUCUACCACCGAUUGAGGAAACAACGAAGAUAAAUCCAAGGCCUCGGCCAGAGGAGAGCAGUUUUGAAAUUGAGGAGCCUAUAACUACAACUCGACGAAGAACAACUAUUAGGACUACAACGACUACAACUACGAUGCGACCGACUACAACAACAACUCCGUAUCGCGAAGUUAUCGAGGAUUUGGAACCUGAUAGAAUUGGACACAAGAAUGUUUUAGAGUUGAUUCUGCCUCCUCCCGGUGGUCAUCCAAAGCAUAUUUCUCGAAAUUCAAUCGACACCAAUAUUUCUCGAGAAAAGUCUUCUAUGGAGAAAGAGGAAACGGACGAAAAGCGGCUAACCUGCUCAUUCUGUGAGCGAAUGCUUGAGAAUGCCAAAAAUUAUGCGGUAACGUCAAAGAGUGAUAUUACAAACUUCGCCAAUAAUGCUUGCUCAACACUACCAAAGGGAAGAAAUGCCGAUCAGUGCUAUCACAUGGCGGAUAAGAAAAUCGCAGAACUCGCCAAAUUUGUUGACCAACAAGUUGUAGACGCCUUAUGGUGCGCUGAAUUAAAUCGCUGCUAA
Caenorhabditis bovis is the source of this 936-nucleotide messenger RNA. NCBI's taxonomy places the organism in Eukaryota, Metazoa, Nematoda, Chromadorea, Rhabditida, Rhabditidae. The record is from the annotation of a GenBank genome assembly.